Penicillium longicatenatum is the source of this 1011-nucleotide messenger RNA. RefSeq names its product dihydrodipicolinate synthase family protein. Lineage: Eukaryota; Fungi; Ascomycota; Eurotiomycetes; Eurotiales; Aspergillaceae. Gene Ontology annotation, molecular function: 4-hydroxy-tetrahydrodipicolinate synthase activity. The annotation marks the transcript as partial. The record is from RefSeq and is a predicted model, not a curated record. The transcript is spliced from 8 exons.
AUGUCCAACAUGGCAGCCCCUUACCGCAGACCUCUCCGACCCGGAGUUUAUGUGCCAUUGCCCACCUUCUUUGAUGAGAAUCAAAAUCUGGAUUAUGACACGUACAAAAACCACUUAUUGAAUAUGGCUUCUAAGGGAAUGGUCCCAGUAUGUGCUGGUUCCCUGGGCGAGGCAGUUCAUUUAAGCUUCGAAGAAAGGGCCGAUCUCAUUCGAUUCAUCAGAGCAACAUUAGAUGAAGCCGGUCUCCAAUCAACUCCAAUUGUGGCUGGAGUGGGAGGACUAAGCACACGGGAAACUAUUUCAUUGUCGAAAUCCGCGGCAGAAGCGGGCGCGGAUGCUGGCAUGGUGAUUCUUCCUGCCUAUUAUGCGGCGAGUCUGGACACAGACCCCGAACAAGUUGUCCAGUACUAUGUUGAUAUAUGUGCUGGGUCACCGAUUCCAUUGCUUUUGUAUAACUUUCCCUCCAAUGCAGGUGGCCAAGACAUGUCCUCAGAAAUAAUACACGCAGUGAUAAGAAGUGCACCUAACCUAUGUGGGGUAAAAUUGACGUGCGGCGGCAGCAUUGGCAAACUUAUCCGUCUCAACGCUGCAAUAAAUGAAGACUCGACUAUCAGCAGCAGUAGAAAAUUCCCUUUCCUUCUACUCGACGGUCUGGUCGCCGAUCUUACCCCGUGGAUGAAAUGCGGUGGUCAUGGGACCGUGAGCGGUAUACCGAAUUUCGCACCACUUGCUUCGAUGAAGCUCUGGCAUUUGCUCAACUUAUCAUCGCCUUCCAAUUAUGAGAUCAAGGAAGCCGCAAAAAUCCAAGCUAUUCUAUCUAGAGCUGAUGCAAUUGCAGUUCCGGGUGGUAUUCGUGCGAUGAAAUAUGCUUUGAAUCAAAUGCAUGGAUAUGGAGUCGCACCACGUAAGCCUCUACUUCCUUUAAAGGAGGCUGAUGGGAAAGCAUUCAUGGCGGCUUUGGAUGAGAUGAUCCAAUUGGAGAACGAUAUCACGCAGGAAACAGCCGCGAAC